Bombina bombina (fire-bellied toad) is the source of this 2122-nucleotide messenger RNA. RefSeq names its product forkhead box D2 (gene FOXD2). Gene Ontology annotation, biological process: anatomical structure morphogenesis; regulation of transcription by RNA polymerase II; cell differentiation. The record is from RefSeq and is a predicted model, not a curated record. The coding region runs from base 395 to 1426 and encodes 343 amino acids. The transcript has a single exon. NCBI's taxonomy places the organism in Eukaryota, Metazoa, Chordata, Amphibia, Anura, Bombinatoridae. Gene Ontology annotation, molecular function: DNA-binding transcription factor activity, RNA polymerase II-specific; RNA polymerase II cis-regulatory region sequence-specific DNA binding.
GCCUGGACUAAGCUGGAUUGUGGGGUGCAGCACCACGAGGGGGUUGGAUGUGGGUCAGUACUGAGUGACCUAGGCACUAAAAGUUAGCGCUGAGUAUCCAACACAUCUGAGUGAUUAGGCUCUGCUAAGGAGACCAUUCAGAAGUCAGAGCUCUGCUGAGGAGCAUAACUGAAUGACCAGAGCUCUGCUGAGGAGCAUAACUGAAUGACCAGAGCUCUGCUGGGGAGCAGCAUUGAAUGACCAGGAACUUGGGGGGCAGCAUUGGAUGACCAGGGUUCUGCGGAGGGGCAGCAGAGAGUGAUCAGAGCACUAAGGGACCAGGACACUGAGGUCACCCUGGGGCUGCUGGAAUUCGGAUUGGGGCGAGUUGAGGAUAUCCUGCCCUCUUAUUACCAUGACUCUGGGAACAGACAUGUCUGAUAACUCCCUGCUUUCUGAGGACACGGAUAUUGAUGUGGUGGGGGACCUGGGCAUGAAGGAUGGGAAGUUCUCAGACUACCACUCAGACUCUGAUGACAAUGUGCCCAGGACCCCCAGGGGGGAGGCGGCUUCUCCAGAACUUGGCACAGACUCUCACCCCCGGGGAGUGGACAAGAAUCCCAAGACCACCCUAGUGAAACCCCCCUAUUCCUAUAUUGCCCUGAUCACCAUGGCUAUUCUGCAAAGCCCUAAAAAGAGACUGACUUUAAGUGAAAUCUGUGAGUUCAUUAGUAACCGCUUCCCCUACUACAGAGAGAAGUUCCCUGCCUGGCAGAACUCAAUCAGACACAACUUGUCCCUUAAUGACUGCUUUGUAAAAAUCCCCAGGGAGCCGGGAAAUCCGGGCAAAGGCAACUACUGGACCCUGGACCCAGAAUCUGCAGACAUGUUUGACAAUGGCAGUUUCUUGAGGAGGAGGAAGAGGUUUAAGAGGCAACAGUCCUCUGAGAUCCUGAGAGAUGCCAGCAGCUUCAUGCCAGCCUUUGGAUAUGGACCUUACGGCUACAACUAUGGACUGCAACUGCAGAACUACCAUCAGCACCACCCUGGAGCCACCUUCUCCUUCCAGCCAACACACUGUCCUCUCCCUCCGCCAGCUUCUGUGUUCUCCAGCCCCGGCCUCCCUUCUUUUAUUGGGAAUGAGCUGAGCAGGAAAUCGUUCUAUUCUCAGAUCAGCCCUUCCAUGCCUAUCCUGCAGACUUUAAAGUCAGAUACCCAAAACAGACCCUCAUUUUCUAUAGACAAUAUCAUAGGAGGUUCUUCUCCAUCCAGUACACCGACAUCCCACUACCCAGUCCAGCCUGGGAGCCAGGGACCUGUUCUGGCCAUGUUAACCCCUUCACUGGCUCCUAUGCAAAACCAUUUAAACUUGGGACAUGAAAACCUGCUACAGCAUGGACAGAACUUUGCAAAUAAAAUCACAAAUCUUAACAGCUGUCCCUUUUAAAAAAAAAUAUAUAUAUAUCAAAUAUUUCUCAACCUGUGUAUUUAAGGUAGGCAUUAUGAUUUUUUUAUAGAACAUUUGGCUUCAACAAGAGGUCAUGCUCCCCCUAAUUUGCCUUUCAGAUAACUUUAUGAAAAUUAUAUUUAUAAAUUGUAAAUAUGUAAUGUGCUAAAAUAUGGGGGGCUGUAAAUGCCAUAUUUUAUAAAUAAACAGCAGAGUUUGUACAAAAUCUCACCAAGGUUCUUAACACAGAAGUGGGUGGGGGGUGUUUUUCCUUUGUGAAUAGCUAUUACCUAAAGUGAGAAUAAUAUUGCUCUUGAAAAGAUAUUUAAUUUUAAUGCAAAUCUGUAAUAAGCACUGUUAUCAAACUCAGGAUUUUGAUACAUUUUAUCGAGAGCACGUUAACCAUUUCAUUGCUGGUCCUCAGUUAAUCCUCAGCACUAUUAUGAGUUAAAUUGUUUGAUCUUGUUUGAUCGGAAUGUCUAAAACUUUUUUUUUUGUUUUUCUUAGUGUUUUGUGUAUAUGUAAUUAUGUAUAUAUAGAUGAAAUGGCAGCAAAACUGCAAUUCCUGUGCAUCGUUCAGUGAUUAUAUUUUAAUUGGAUAUGUGAAUAAUUAUAGACGGUGUUAUGUGGAAAACUAAAUUGUGCACCAAUUGGUUUGGUGAAAAAAAUAAUUAAUAAAUGUUUGUGAAUUUAAAA